AUGAAAAGAUGUGGUUUGAAUUACCAGAUGAUAAAACGAUAUUAUAAUAUAUCUGUAAUGAAUGAAAAUAUAUAUAAAGAGUUAAAUGUAUCAAAAUAUAUUAAAACGUGGAAUAUUUCUAAUUAUAAUUUUAUUAUUUAUGGUCUUAUGCAUGGUCAAAUAUGUGGAAAUAUUUCAAGUGGGGAAGAUUGUCGUAACUUAAUUCAGAAUAUAAAAAUGGAUUACAUAUUAUUAGAGUUAUGUAAAGAAAGAUUAAAUAAAAUAUGUAAUGAUAUAUUGGUACAUUCGAAAGAAGGAAAUUAUAUUAUUAAAGAUAAACAUGUUAAUGAUAAUAAUAUACAUGAUUCUAUGUAUAACAAAACAAAGAAUUUAUAUCAUAAUCAAAUUAAGAAUCAAAAAUUAUAUCAUAAUGAUUAUAAUAAAUUUUCCUAUUUACCUAGGAUACAUAACGGCUUUCUUAAAAAUGAAUUUAUUCCCAUAAUAGAGGAAUGUCUAAAAAAUAAUUUAAAUAUUUUUUCAUGUGAUAGAAAUAUACAUAUUGUAAAAAAUAGACUCGAUGCCAAACUAUUAUAUGAUACAAAGUCUUAUAGAAACUUCUUUACCUAUUGUACAGAAUCUAUAGCUUUAAGACAUUAUUCAUAUAAUGAUUUUAUUAAAUUAUAUAAAAAUUAUUAUAUUCCUACACAAAAUAAGGAUCAAACAAUUAAUACACAAAAUAAGGAUCAAACAACUAAUACACAAAAUGAUUUAAAUUUAAAUUUAAAUCAAAACCUUAAUAAUCUCAUAAAAUUUAUUAAAAACAAAAAUAUUCAUCCUAAUAAAACAUAUAAUCAUAACAAUCAAACUUGUACAUAUCUUGAUAAUUUGAACAAAUUAAAUAUUCUGCCCUUAUUAAAUGAAAGGUUAAAACAUAUUUCCAAACCUACAUAUGAUGUAUUAGUAGAAGAGAAAUAUAAAUAUAUGGUACAUAAUAUUUGGUGCUUUCUAUUAAAUAAUGAAAAAAAUAUAUUUCAAAAUAACGAACAUAAUAAAAAUAUACUUAUUGUAUGUUCUUCUAAUAUUAUUGAACAAGUUUAUAACGAAUUACAAGAAGUAUAUCUAAUCUUAUUCAAUAAAUAUAAAAAUAAUAUGUCACUCAAUCAAGUACAUAAUAAUACAAAUAUUGAAAAUUUACAUAAUAACCAAAAAAUAAAACAUAUACAACCUAUUGUUUAUCAAAAUAUAUAUAGUUCAUAUAAUGAUUAUAUAAAACCACAUUGGCCUCUCAUACUUUUAAAAUAUUAUAUUUUGCCAUAUCUCAUUUUGUAUUUUUUAUUAAAUACUUUAUAUAAUCUUAUAGCAUGGAUAUAUAAAUCUAAUAUGCAAAAUACACAAUUCCCCUCACCCAAAAUUAUAAAGCUUACCAUAUGA
Molecule: messenger RNA, 1410 nt
Organism: Plasmodium falciparum 3D7
Lineage: Eukaryota; Apicomplexa; Aconoidasida; Haemosporida; Plasmodiidae
Source: RefSeq, a predicted model, not a curated record